AUGAAUGGAGAAGUGAACCAGAAUCAGAAGUUUAUCAUAUGGGAUCAAAAUGAAGGAAUGAAAAUCAUGGGAGCCCUCAAGAAAAAGGCAAACAUUGCACUUAUUUCUCAAAUCGAGCAAAAGAAUAUUGAUGAAGCCUUAAAAUACUCAAGCUGGGUACAAGCUAUGCAGGAUGAACUUGAUCAAUUCGACAUGAAUCAAGUCUGGGAACUGGUACCUAAGCCAGCAAAUGCUAUUGUUCUUGGAACCAAAUAUGUGUUCAGAAACAAGUUAAAUGAAAAUGGAAAGAUCUACGUAGAUGAUAUUAUUUUUGGUAGCACUAAUCUUCUUUUGUGCAAGGAUUUAUCAAAUCUCAUGCAGAGUGAGUUCGAAAUGAGUAUGAUGGGAGAACUCAUAUUUUUUCUUGGACCCCAAAUUCAUCAAUCAGAAGAUGGCAUAUUCAUAUGCCAUACCAAAUAUACAAAGGAACUAAUUCAAAAGUUUGGAAUGAGCAAUGCCAAAGCAAUUGGAACUCAUAUGAGUCCCUCUAUAAGUCUAGACAAGGAUGAAAAGGGAAACUCAGUGGACGAGACUACGUAUCAUGGAAUGAUUGGAUAUUUAUUAUACCUAACCGCUAAUCGACCAGAUAUCAUAUUUAGUAUUUGUAAAUGUGCCAGGUUUCAGUCAGCUCCUAAGGAGUCACACUUAAUGGCAGUAAAGCGAAUAAUUCGCUAUCUUAUUAGAACCACUUCUUAUGGACUAUGGUAUCCACAUUCUAACAAUUUAAAACUUGAAGGAUUUUCAAAUGCUGAUCUUGCAGGUGACAAAGAAGACAGGAAAAGUACAAGUGAAACUUGUCAAUUACUGUGA
Messenger RNA from Nicotiana tabacum (common tobacco), 849 nucleotides. The record is from RefSeq and is a predicted model, not a curated record. NCBI's taxonomy places the organism in Eukaryota, Viridiplantae, Streptophyta, Magnoliopsida, Solanales, Solanaceae.